This is a messenger RNA of Arabidopsis thaliana (thale cress), 1014 nucleotides long. RefSeq names its product F-box and associated interaction domains-containing protein. Lineage: Eukaryota; Viridiplantae; Streptophyta; Magnoliopsida; Brassicales; Brassicaceae. Bases 1 to 1014 code for a protein of 337 amino acids. The transcript is spliced from 2 exons. The record is from RefSeq and is marked reviewed.
AUGUCGAUAUCGGAGCUUUCACAAGACUUGUUAGAGGAGAUACUCUGUCGCGUUCCUGCCAUAUCCCUAAAAAAGUUACGAUCUACUUGCAAGCUAUGGAACAGUUUAUUCAUCGACAAGAGGGUUAGGAAUGAACUUAGGCGAGUCACUGUAUCUCAAGUCUUUCACUGUGAUGGCUUAUUGUUAUACAUCAACGGAGUAGACACUAUAAUGGUUGUUUGGAACCCAUUUAUGGGACAAACGAGGUGGGUCCAACCCAUAGCUCGUGACCAGACCCAUAAAUAUGUUCUUGGAUCCUACCAAGACAUAAAAUCCCGCAUAACUAGCUAUAAAAUACUGAGAUACAGAUACACGUUAUGUGGCAGCAAACUAGCAUUCGAAAUUUGUGAGCUUUACUCUAGUUCUUGGAGGGUUCUUGAUAUCACUAUGGACUUCGAUCUUUAUCAUAAUUCCUGCGUGUCUUUGAAGGGUAAGACUUACUGGCUCACUUUCGAUAAAAAAGACCGGGAGCUCGAUAUGUUUAGUUUUGAUUAUGCAACAGAGAGUUUUGGAAAUCGUAUGCCUCUUCCCUAUCAGUUUCCUAGAUGUAGUUAUGAAACUGUGGCUCUAUCCGUUGUUCGAGAAGAGAAACUAUCCGUAUUAUUACAGCUCAGAGGUACAUCAAGGAAAGAAAUAUGGGUAACAAAUAAGAUUAAUGAGACCACUCAAGUCUUGUCGUGGAGCAAGGUGUUAACGCUGGAUAAUUCUGAUUUUGGUUAUUGCCCUGGACUAAGUUUUUUUGUCGACGAGGAGAAGAAACAAGUCUUGUGUUUUGAGAAAUGUCGUGUGUUCCACAUCCACACCAAUGAUGAGGUCUUCGAAAACAAAGUAUAUACUGUUGGGGAGGAUAAUAAAGUCACACAACUGCGUUUUGAACAAUCUUUCUGUCCUAAAAUGGAUCCAUAUGUGUUUGGUUAUGUUCCAAGUUUGGUUCAAAUCGAACAACCUCGACGCAAACGUAAAAGAGGUGACUGA